Molecule: messenger RNA, 1665 nt
Organism: Elephantulus edwardii (Cape elephant shrew)
Lineage: Eukaryota; Metazoa; Chordata; Mammalia; Macroscelidea; Macroscelididae
Gene: RYK
Product: receptor-like tyrosine kinase
Exons: 15
Coding region: 1-1665 (554 amino acids)
Biological process (GO): protein phosphorylation; cell surface receptor protein tyrosine kinase signaling pathway; multicellular organism development
Cellular component (GO): signaling receptor complex
Molecular function (GO): protein kinase activity; ATP binding
Source: RefSeq, a predicted model, not a curated record
AUGCCCAGGGACCACCGGGGGUCUUCCUCCCCCAGUGGUUUCUCCAGCUCCUUCCUCACAGACUCCCUUGCAGGUCUUGAUGCAGAACUUUAUUAUGUGAGAAAUGACCUUAUUAGCCAUUACGCUCUAUCCUUUAACCUGUUAGUACCCAGUGAGACAAAUUUCCUGCAUUUCACUUGGCAUGCGAAGUCCAAGGUUGAAUAUAAGCUUGGAUUUCAAAUAGAUAAUUUUGUGGCUAUGGACAUGCCCCAGGUCAACAUUUCUGUUCAGGGGGAGGUUCCUCGGACUUUAUCAGUGUUCCGCGUCGAGCUCUCCUGCACCGGUAAAGUCGAUUCUGAGGUCAUGAUACUCAUGCAGCUCAACUUGACAGUAAACUCUUCAAAAAAUUUUACAGUCUUAAAUUUUAAACGAAGGAAAAUGUGCUACAAAAAAUUUGAAGAAGUGAAAACUUCAGCCUUGGACAAAAACACUAGCAGAACUUUUUAUGAUCCUGUGCACGCAGCUCCAACCACCUCGACACGCGUGUUUUACAUCAGCGUGGGGGUCUGCUGUGCAGUCAUAUUUCUUGUAGCAAUAAUAUUAGCUGUUUUGCACCUUCAUAGUAUGAAAAGGAUUGAACUGGAUGACAGCAUCAGUGCCAGCAGUAGUUCCCAGGGACUGUCCCAGCCCUCCACCCAGACGACCCAGUAUCUGCGAGCUGACACGCCCAACAAUGCAACUCCCAUCACCAGUUAUCCUACUCUGCGCAUCGAGAAGAACGACCUGAAAAGUGUCACUCUUCUGGAGGCCAAGGCCAAGGUGAAGGACAUUGCAAUAUCCCGGGAGCGAGUAACCCUGAAAGAUGUUCUCCAAGAAGGUACUUUUGGACGUAUUUUCCAUGGAAUUUUAAUAGAUGAAAAAGAUCCAAAUAAAGAAAAACAAGCAUUUGUGAAAACAGUCAAAGAUCAAGCAUCUGAAGUUCAGGUGACGAUGAUGCUCACCGAAAGUUGUAAGCUACGAGGUCUUCAUCACAGAAAUCUCCUUCCUAUUACACAUGUGUGUAUAGAAGAAGGAGAAAAGCCGAUGGUGGUGUUGCCUUACAUGAACUGGGGGAACCUGAAACUCUUCUUACGGCAGUGCAAGUUAGUAGAGGCCAAUAAUCCUCAGGCCAUUUCUCAACAAGACCUGGUGCACAUGGCCAUUCAGAUUGCCUGUGGGAUGAGCUAUCUGGCCCGAAGGGAAGUCAUCCACAAAGACCUGGCCGCCAGGAACUGUGUCAUUGAUGAUACACUCCAAGUGAAGAUCACAGAUAAUGCCCUCUCCAGAGACUUGUUCCCCAUGGACUAUCACUGCCUGGGGGACAAUGAGAACAGGCCAGUGCGGUGGAUGGCUCUGGAAAGUCUAGUUAAUAACGAGUUUUCCAGCGCUAGCGAUGUGUGGGCCUUCGGAGUGACGCUUUGGGAGCUCAUGACCCUGGGCCAGACGCCGUACGUGGACAUUGACCCCUUUGAGAUGGCUGCGUAUCUGAAAGACGGUUACCGAAUAGCUCAGCCCAUCAACUGCCCGGAUGAACUUUUCGCUGUGAUGGCCUGUUGCUGGGCCUUAGACCCGGAGGAGAGGCCCAAGUUCCAGCAGCUGGUCCAGUGUCUCACGGAGUUCCACGCAGCCCUGGGGGCCUACGUCUGA